Messenger RNA from Saitoella complicata NRRL Y-17804, 558 nucleotides. RefSeq lists its product as uncharacterized. NCBI's taxonomy places the organism in Eukaryota, Fungi, Ascomycota, Saitoellomycetes, Saitoellales, Saitoellaceae. The transcript has a single exon. The annotation marks the transcript as partial. The record is from RefSeq and is a predicted model, not a curated record.
AUAUUGAAGUAUGUCUUCCUAUUACUACAACUCCUCAACCUUAAGAACGCUCUCUUCGCCUGGCACAUCCGGUUCUGGUCGUUAGGGAUCCACCACAUCCUCUCUUACUACGUCCCCGCGCUCCGACCCAAAGCUCAGAUCCUCCACUCUUCCUCCUCUUCUCGUCUUUUCGAUGCAUACACCUACAAUUCCCAAGCAACAUUGGGCGAUAUCGAUUUUUACUUGCACAAGUCGAACUCGACAUACGCUGCGGACUUGGACUGCGCCCGCUUCGAUUUCCUGAUGCACCACUUCCGCACAUUCUUCUCCGACCCGCGGUUUAAAGGCGUAUAUAUUCCCCUCGCUGGAAUCUCCUUCGUUUUCAAAAAACAGAUUGACCCGUUCGAGCGGUAUCACAUUAACACCCGUAUCCUCACUUGGGACUCGAAGUGGUUGUUUUUGGAGUCGAGGUUUGUGGGGUUGGAUGGGAGUGUAAGGGCUGUGGGUGUGAGCAAGUAUGUGUUUAAGAAGGGGAGGAAGACGAUUCCUAUUCAGGAUGUGUUGUCUACCUCGGGACUU